AGGAAGAGGAGGAGAAGCGUGAGUCGUUAACAUUCUGUAUAAAAUCCUCUUUUUCUGGACAGAGUAAAUUGAAAGUAUUUAUUUAUUUUUAUUUAAAUCCAGUAAAUGGAAGAUCAUGUUGUAUUUACGCCGAUAGCUCACAGAACCCGAUCGCUCAGGGCUUCUUUAAGCCCCGCCCACAGGCUGGACAUUCAGGACCGGCGUGGGCUUUGACGACCUCCCAGCCCCCCCCACCCCCCACCACCCACCUGUGACCCCCUGACCCCCCCACUAUGGCCAGUGGGAACGCAUCGAUCCGCCUCGUACCCGAGCGCCCUUCCUCUCCGAAUCAUGCAGAAACAUCUCACCUGACCGCAGCUCCAGAUGCUCCAGAUGCUCCUCCCCCUCCGCCCCUGCCUCCCCCGCCGCCCCCCCAGGCCCCGCACGGCUCACGCAAGAAACGGCGAGUGCGCAGCUUCUACUGGAAGCCGAUCCCGGAAGAGAAGGUCCGGGGAAAACCCAACAUCUGGACUCUGGCUGUGAGACAACAGCACUACCAGAUCGACGUGAGGAGCGUGGAGGAGAUGUUCGGGCAGCAGGAGGAGGCGCGGGGGCACGGCGCCGCCCACAGCACGCGCACAGGGACCGGGAGGGGCACCUUCAAAGAGAGCAAGGAAGAGAUCAGCAUUUUAGACUCAAAGAGAGGGAUGAACCUGGGAAUCUUCCUCAAACAGUUCAAGAAGUCUCAUCACGCUCUGGUGGAGGACAUUCGGCUGGGGAACACGAAACACUUCGGCUUGGAGCCGCUGAAGGAGCUGCUGAAACUCCUGCCUGAGGAAGAGGAGGUCAAGAAACUGAAGGAGUUUCACGGAGAUCCAGCGAGACUCACCAUGGUCGACUCCUUCAUGUUCCUGCUGAUCCAAGUACCAUGUUUUGACGUUCGAAUCGAGGCCAUGGUCCUUCAGGAGGAGUUCUCUCCAUCUUGUUCGGCGAUGAGCCGAGAGCUUAAUGUGGUUCGCUUGGCGACGGAAGAGCUGAUGACGUGUGAAGAUCUUCACGCCAUCCUGCACCUGGUCCUCCAGGCCGGAAACAUCAUGAACCAGGGAGGUUACGCGGGAAACGCUGUGGGCUUCAAGCUCUCCUCACUGCUCUCACUCGCAGACACCAAAGCCAACAAACCCGGCAUGAACCUGCUCCACUUCGUCGCCUUGGAGGCACAGAAGAAAGAUGAGAAUCUGCUAAAGUUCCCAGAGAAGCUAAUUCAUGUACAGAGCGCUGCCAGGAUCUCAGUGGAAAACAUUGAUGCAGAACUCUCCUCUCUCAGUGCCAGGAUGCAGGCUCUUCAGGGGAAGAUUGAGCGAGAUCCUCAGCUGCUCUUCCAGUUAAAUCCGUUCGUGCAGAGUUCGACACAAACCCUUGAGACGCUGAAGCAGUGCAGGCUGAACCUCCGCAGUGAGGGCAACAUUCUUAUUGAUUUCUUCUGUGAAGAUAAAGACAUGUUCAAACUCGACGAGUGCUUCAGGAUCUUCCAAGACUUCUGUCUUAAAUUCGAGAAAGCUGUGAAGGAUAAUCUAGCCAGGGAGAUGAAGGAAGCUGCAAGGCAGCAGCGCCUCCGCGAGCUGGAGGAAAGGCGCAUUGCCUGGGCCGCUACAGGUGGGGAUCAGGGCGGCGGUAAUUUUGGCCGCAGCAGCAGUGAAAACGAUGUGGAAGUUCUUACCAAAGACGGUCUUCUGGACUUCUUGCUGCAUCCCCGCCCCCACAGCCCCCACAGCCCCCACAGCCCACUGGGACGCUCUGCAAGCGCUCGCCGUUACCGCCACACCACGGCCGAUCACAACCUCCGUGGCUUCCUGGAGCUGUUUUCUGGAUCUCACACGGCAGACAUCGCUAAAUUCAGCAGCCUUCCGCGGUCAGGACGUCAUCACCAGAGAAGGACCAUCACCUGGCUGACCACAGCAGACGACAACAGAGAGCUAGGACCUCAGCCGGCCACGUCCCCGAAGGCCCAGACCGAACCAAUCAGCCCCCUGGCUCGAUACUCAAUGUCCGGCGACACUAUUAAGAUCGAUGUUUAUGGUAAUAAUAAUAAUAAUAAUCCUGCGUCCGUUUCUGAAAGUAUAAAGUCUUCUCAGCCAGGCCACAACAGGAACUGCAUGGAGAAUUUUCACAAUGUUGGACACAUGAACGUUAGUGUUGAAAAACACACAUUGGUGUCUGGGCCUCAGGCUUUUGACCUGUCACAUCCUAAUGAUAAUAAUAACAGCACCUACACACAACUGGAUAACCAGGUGGAAACUACAGAGAGAGAAGGAGAGAAGGCACGAGACCUCGCAGAUACAUUGUUCCUAGACACUCCUCCAUCCAGUAGAGGAUCCGAGGAAGCACCGGAAUCUGGGGCAGGCUAUGACACUAAAAUCAUUUCGCCCCAAAAAGAGGAGGAAGAGGAAAACAGCACCGUCUCCUCAACAACAUGUGACACGCCUUUGCCUCUUGACCCCUUAUUGUCCAAUAAAAAAGCUGCUCCUUACAUCCUGGACUGCACUGAAGCUGAUUGUUCUGUCAUGUUAGACGUCUCAGAACUAGAGAGUGCACCUGUCUGUAAAGAAGGAGCUCAACAAGACAUAAAACCACAGGACGGCUGUGUCCCAAGUCUCCCUCAAGACCCUAGUUCACUUUCUUCUAACUUUGAGUCUUUGUCCAUUAAUGAUCCCUCUGUGUCGGCAUCUGGUGAUGAACCAUUUAAAGAGAAACCAACAGAAGAGCACCGAAGUGUUACCACAGACGAGGCAGAGAGUGACAGUGGUGACCUGGCAGAUGGUAAAAAGGUGGGUGAGAAAGCAGUACCGAUCUCCCGCCCCAAACCUGCCAACCUUAACACUAAGACCCCACUGAAACCUGCUGGCACUAGAAUAGGACGUCCUACGAGAACGCUUACACCAACAGAGACCAGACACUUGCGCAAGGUGGUACCAAUCACCAAGGUGAGUCGUUCUGGCAGCAGUGCUAAGAGAGUAGAGAGCACUGAAUCCAGGCGUCCGCUCCGUGACCAGAGCAUGCCUGCAAGAAAGGGUGACAGGCAGGGAAGACCAGCUCGCCAUUCUAGUCUCCCUCCAGAGCCCAAGGCAGAAAGAGGAACUACAGCUACACCUGCUGCAGGUUCUCAGUUGGCUCGUGAUUCCACUCCGCACAGGCCUUCCAUUAAGAAGCCGACCGCCAAACCUGUACGCAAUAUCCCUAAACCUCCAGUAGAAGAGAAAAUAUGUCGCUCUACCAUGAGGGCCUUGGCACAGGCACAGGCUGCAUCUGAUGCCAGCGCUCCUCAAACACCAAACCUCGGCCGGAAGUCUGCCUCACCCCUACCAGGCUUCGCUCGCAACACUUUCGCUUUCUCUUCUAGAGCCAAAAAGGACUUGAUCGCACAUCCUGCACCAGGGACUCCGGUAAAGAGCUCUAACUUAUCGAGAACUUCUUCACUAAAAGUGCCUUCAGGAAGUAAGGCACGGUCCGUGUCUAGCGGACACUCGGCCCAGGGUGAGGACAAACCGACUGGGUCUAUACGGAGGGUUCAGAGUGUCCGGGCCUCAGGUCGCAACACUUUACAGAGUAACGCAGCCCCACCCCAGAGUGCGCAGGAGCAAGCCCGAAAGGGCAGCAGUUACUCCGAAAAAUCCUUCCUGAUAAAAGACUCCACCAGUGGCAGAGCUCCCAAGCCUAUGUGGAAGUAGACAAGAAAAAAGCAUUACAAUCUCACACACUUACAUUUUUUAAUUUUGUUCAUCUCAGACUUUUCUGAAUGUAUCAAAAGCCUUUACAUGUAGCUGAAGUUCUACGUAUUGAGCUAGUUUUCCAUAAGGGACUAGCUCUCCUGUCAAUAUUUGACAACCCAUUUUAGUGGUAGCACUUCAUCCAUAUAAGGAUGUUACUGAUGGCCUUUAAACAGCAGACGUUAAAUGUUGCAUCACCUUCACACACUUCACACAGUCUCAGUUAUUUUCAUACCCAGAUCAUGGCUGUCACUUUUAUUUUUGUUAUAUAAUAUUAUACUUCCUGAGAUGCUGAGUUAAUUAUAGUGCGAGUAGUUUUAUAAAUCUCAAACCAGAUGCAACAUAUGUAUGACCCGUGUUUGUGUGUGUGUAUGUGUGUGUGUCAGGGCGAGGCACUCUGGUCAGGAGAGUUUAAGGAACUUCCUGCGCUAACACAUUUGUGAUCAGUAUUGAUAAAUCACUUUUGGAAUAAAGCUUUUCCACUGAACUACGUGACCCAAGUACCCGUGCUGAAUUUGGUUUCCUUUUCGGGCCUACGCGAAUUGAGGAGGGGCGUGUGGGCGGAGCUAGAAAUAACGCAGGCCACUGAUUGGUCACAGAAAUAUUCUUACAGGGUAGUGUGUAUAAGCGGUGUGUGUGAGCGGUGUGUAUGAGUAGUAAUGGGACACACACAUGACGCCAGUGGAUUGCUGUGCUGUUACUACGGCAACCUGGUCAUUAGAUGAACCUGCUGCGUGCAAAGUUGGUGUUAAAGUUCAGUGGUGCAUCGUCACACUCAGUAGAGUCAGUAACCCAGACGACACGUGAAAACGUUCUCUGUAACAUUCUGUAAUUAAUCUGUUAUCGCCAUGUGAGCAGAAUCAGGGCUCAGGACAAAUCACUUCUAAUGAGAUACAAGUGUAAUAAAACGUGUGUAAAAUGUUAGGAACGCUCAGAAGAAUGUGUGUGAGUGUGUGUGUGUGUGUGUGUUACAGUUACGUGCCUUUACCAAAGUCUUUAUUCUUCUACGUGUACAAUAGAACCAGUUUAAAUGUUCUUACAUAAUUUCGUUUGUUUUAUUUACUUGUUUACUCCGACAUGUUUGUUCUGUUGUGUCUCUCGAACCUCCUGCGCUCUGGUAACUCCUGAGGUGUUGCUUUUAUUUGUGUUAGUGUUUAACCCUCGUCCUCUAGCGACUGAAGCUCUCCGUCUCUCUCUCUCUCUCCGUCUCUCUCUCUUUCUCUCCGUCUCUCUCUCCAUCUCUCUCUCUCUCUCUCCAUCUCUCUCUCUCUCUGUCUCUCUCU
Messenger RNA from Clarias gariepinus (North African catfish), 5026 nucleotides. It is a transcript of the gene fhdc1, whose product is annotated as FH2 domain containing 1. The transcript has 11 exons. The record is from RefSeq and is a predicted model, not a curated record. The coding region runs from base 273 to 3704 and encodes 1143 amino acids. NCBI's taxonomy places the organism in Eukaryota, Metazoa, Chordata, Actinopteri, Siluriformes, Clariidae.